AGUAAAGGUAUUUACCUGGGCGUGGUGUGGGUCUUUUUUUCCUGUGUCUAAUUUGUCUGACCUUUUGUGUUUAUGCUACAUUAGUGGGUAACCAGCAGAGAGUAGUUGAUAAGUCGAGUGUCAUACCAAAAGUUCACUGCAACGUUUAGUGGAUUAUAUUCAGUCGAGGUGCAUGUCGACAGUUCAAUAGCGUCGCAUAGUUGAAAGUAAAAUACUGGGAAUUGAUUUUCAAGUUCUGUUUUUUUCCUCUGUAUAAUUGAUCUGUGCUUUCGUUUUUAUUCAACAAUGUUUGAUCAGUCAAGUUGGAAGGAAAGUAUAGAAAAAAUUUUGCUCGAAGGGAUAGUAUCGAAAGAAAAAAGCAUGGCCAGAAUAACGAAAAUAUUGAGCACCAACACUCCUAAUAACAGAAUCCAAUCUGAGAUUAAUCAAGAUACGUUGGAGCUGGAAGUAUUGGAGGUGGAGCUACCACUAAAAUGCCCUCUCAGUUUGACUCGGAUCACGGUACCUGCACGGGGCUGUAAUUGUGAACAUAUACAAUGCUUCGAUUUGCAAUCUUAUGUAAUGCUGAACUACAAAGUUAAGUCAUGGAAGUGUCCUAUAUGCAAUAAAAAUGUUGGACUUAAAGACUUGAGCGUGGACGAGUACAUAUUUGAAAUUUUGAAGAUUACUACGAGCAUGUCGGAUGUUGAAAGGGUAGUAAUAGAUUUAACAGCUCGCUGGAAAAUAAAGAUUUCAAAACCGAAUGUUAUAGAUUUAACAUCUGAGGGAGACAAGGACUGCCAAAUUAUACACUCAAUAGUCAAUUUAAGUUUAGAAUGAAAUGCUUUCAACGGCUUCGAAACAAUUUCCAAUCGAAACGGUGUAAUAUGUAAAUGUUGGCAUAUUUCGAUUAGAACGAUUUUUGUGGCAUUAUGUAUGUACCUGCCCAAUCUAAAAUUGAUUUCAUUUCUUUACCAG
Neodiprion fabricii is the source of this 957-nucleotide messenger RNA. Its product is annotated as zinc finger MIZ domain-containing protein 2-like. Gene Ontology annotation, molecular function: SUMO ligase activity; zinc ion binding. The coding region runs from base 286 to 819 and encodes 177 amino acids. Lineage: Eukaryota; Metazoa; Arthropoda; Insecta; Hymenoptera; Diprionidae. The record is from RefSeq and is a predicted model, not a curated record. Gene Ontology annotation, biological process: protein sumoylation. The transcript has 4 exons.